CUGAACAGCAGCUGCCUGUGAGGACCCCACAGCCUGAGUCCUGGGAACCGUCAGUGGUUGAUCACCGGAAGGAUGUCCAACCAGGACCUGAGCAUCACUGCAAAACUCAUCAACGGAGGUGUGGCAGGACUCGUAGGGGUGACCUGCGUGUUUCCCAUUGACCUUGCCAAGACCCGACUCCAGAACCAGCAGAGGAAAGAUGUGUAUAAGGGAAUGACAGAUUGCCUGAUGAAGACUGCACGUGCUGAGGGCUUCUUGGGCAUGUACCGAGGGGCUGCAGUAAACCUCACCCUGGUCACUCCAGAGAAGGCAAUCAAGCUGGCAGCCAAUGACUUCUUGCGGCAGCUGCUCAUGCAAGAUGGGACACAGCGGAACCUGAAGAUGGAGAUGCUGGCUGGGUGUGGGGCUGGAAUAUGCCAGGUGGUGGUUACCUGUCCCAUGGAAAUGCUCAAGAUUCAGCUGCAGGAUGCUGGCCGCGUAGCUGUCAGUCAUCAGGGCUCCGCCUCAUCAGCACCCACCUCCCGGCCCUACAGCACUGGCUCGGCUUCCACCCACAGGCGCCCAUCUGCUACGCUCAUCGCCUGGGAGCUGCUGCGCACUCAGGGCCUGUCUGGGCUCUACAGGGGCCUGGGUGCCACUCUGCUCAGAGACAUUCCCUUCUCCAUCAUAUACUUCCCCUUGUUUGCGAACCUGAACCAGCUUGGGGUCAGCGAGGUCACCGGCAAGGCCCCCUUUGCACACUCCUUCGUGGCAGGCUGCGCAGCAGGUUCUGUAGCCGCGGUAGCUGUCACCCCUCUGGACGUUCUGAAGACUCGGAUCCAGACCCUCGAGAAAGGCCUGGGUGAGGGCACCUACAGUGGGGUCACUGAGUGUGCCAGGAAACUCUGGGCACAGGAGGGAGCGGCUGCCUUCAUGAAGGGAGCAGGCUGCCGGGCCCUGGUCAUUGCCCCCCUCUUUGGGAUCGCCCAGGGCAUCUACUUCAUUGGCAUCGGAGAACGCAUUUUAAAGUGCCUUGAGUAAUCUAAGGUGUCCCUCACUUGCU
Molecule: messenger RNA, 1042 nt
Organism: Phodopus roborovskii (desert hamster)
Lineage: Eukaryota; Metazoa; Chordata; Mammalia; Rodentia; Cricetidae
Gene: Slc25a18
Product: solute carrier family 25 member 18
Exons: 9
Coding region: 73-1020 (315 amino acids)
Biological process (GO): aspartate transmembrane transport; malate-aspartate shuttle; L-glutamate transmembrane transport
Molecular function (GO): L-aspartate transmembrane transporter activity; L-glutamate transmembrane transporter activity
Source: RefSeq, a predicted model, not a curated record